CUGUCCCCCUGGGCCCACACAUCCCCUGCUCCUCACCUGUCCCCAGCCAGGGGCCUCUACACAGAGGGCACCACAGAGGGCAGGGCAGCCGAGCGCCAAGUCUAUGGCUGUCCAUACUCCUCCCGUCCCUUUGGGGCUCAGGCAGUGCUUUUGGGCGCUCUCCUGGGUGGGAUCUUGUCCCUGCCAGGUGGAGCAAGGCCACCUUGCCCAGCCUGAGCACGUGGCCAUGGUCUCUGCAGAACAACGUGAGCUUUGUGGAUGACAGCUUCCCUCCCGGGCCUGAGUCUGUGGGCUUCCCCGCGGGCGACAGCGUGCAGCAGCGCGUGAGGCAGUGGCUGCGGCCCCAGGAGAUCAACUGCUCCGUCUUCAGGGACCACAGGGCUACGUGGUCUGUGUUCCACACGCUGCGACCCUCAGACAUCCUGCAGGGGCUGCUGGGGAACUGCUGGUUCCUAAGCGCCCUGGCGGUGCUGGCAGAGCGGCCGGACCUGGUGGAGCGGGUGAUGGUCACGCGCAGCCUGUGUGCAGAGGGCGCCUACCAGGUGCGGCUGUGUAAGGAUGGCACGUGGACCACGGUGCUGGUGGAUGACAUGCUGCCCUGCGAUGAGGCCGGCUGCCUCCUCUUCUCACAGGCGCAGCGGAAGCAGCUGUGGGUGGCCCUCAUCGAGAAGGCACUGGCCAAGCUGCAUGGCUCCUACUUUGCGCUCCAGGCGGGCCGCGCCAUCGAAGGCCUGGCCACGCUCACCGGCGCCCCCUGCGAGAGCCUGGCGCUGCAGGUCAGCUCCACUAACCCCCGCGAGGAGCCCGUUGACACUGACCUCAUCUGGGCCAAAAUGCUGAGUUCUAAGGAGGCUGGGUAAGAGGGGGGGCACUGCGUGGUCAGCCGCGUUGGGAGGAGAGGCGAGGCGGAGCGGUGGGAGACGUGGGGCUGGUGGCCCCUUGACCCGGCCCCGUGUGGCCAGGCCACAGCCCCCAUCACCUCCCCCUCCCUGGGUGGGUCUGGAGCUGGCGUUCUCAUGCCAGGAAGGCCACAUCCUGGCCCAGGCUGUGGGGCGAGCCCGAUGCUGUCACCCCCUCAGGGCAGGUGUGAGGGGCGUGUUAACUUUGGCCACAGCCUGGUCAGCGGGUCUGUGCCUUGAGCCCUGGAGGCCUGCUGGGAGUGGCCCGGUGCGAGCACCUCGAAGCUCCCACAGCCCUCCUCAGCUGACCCUGGGCAGUGCCACUGUCCGCCCGCUGGGAGCCACAGAGCCCAGAGCCAGCCCCUCAAGGCCUCCAGGGGACCCAGGCCUGCCACCCCUAAUUCAGGCCCUGUGUGCCUCAGGCACGGUGGAGGAGUUGGUCCAGACCCUCCUGGACACACUUCACAUGCUCCCUACAGGCAGGCGUGGGCCCUCCUCUGCUGUACCUGCCUGCCCUGGUGGCAAGGCCCCGGUCAGUGAGGGCACCAGUCAGCAAGGCCCCCCAGUCAGUGAGGGCCCCUCUCAGCCAUGCCCCUGGUCAGUGAGGGCCCCGGUCGGUGAGGGUCCCCAGUCG
Piliocolobus tephrosceles (Ugandan red Colobus) is the source of this 1533-nucleotide messenger RNA. RefSeq names its product calpain-15-like. Gene Ontology annotation, cellular component: cytoplasm. NCBI's taxonomy places the organism in Eukaryota, Metazoa, Chordata, Mammalia, Primates, Cercopithecidae. The annotation marks the transcript as partial. Gene Ontology annotation, biological process: proteolysis. Gene Ontology annotation, molecular function: calcium-dependent cysteine-type endopeptidase activity. The record is from RefSeq and is a predicted model, not a curated record. The transcript has 3 exons.